AUGGAGAAAAUAGAAAGAAAUAAAAGAAAACUAGAUGAUACUAUUAACAAAGAUGAAUAUGAAACUAAUGAAAAAAAAAGGAAAAACAAUAAGAUGGAAAAGAAAUCAAUAAACGAAAAAAUGGAUAAUAGUUUGCACAUACAAAAUAACAUUUUCAUAAAAAAAAUAAAGGAAAAUAAAUUACAAUUUGAGAAAAAUGAUAAUAUUGAAAGUAUAUAUAGAAAACUAAAAUCAAACAUCAUUUCAUUAAAUGUGUCAUAUAUCAAAAUGGAACAUUACGAUUCCUUUAUUUUUUAUGAAAAAAGCAAAAUUGAUUUCCUGUUGCCUGAAUUAGAUACAAUACUGAAUUCAUCAAAUAUAGAUAUAUUGAGGGAAUUGUGUAAUAUAUCAUUUUAUCCAAUAUAUAAUGAAACACUAAGUAAAAGGAUAAUGGAAUGGUUAAUGAAAGAUAGAAAUAGAAAUCAAAAUAAAGAAUAUACUGGAAAUAUAAAUAUGUCCUAUUUAUUUAGUUUAAAUAUUAUUCUAACUUAUUUAAUUUACAAAAAUGAUGAUUAUUCAAAUUAUUCUUGCUUGAUUUACCUUAAUAUAUUACAAUGGAUGCAAAAUGAAAAAAAAGGUUUGAAAUUUUGUCUUUUUAUAUUGAAGGGAAUUCUUAAGAGAUUUCUAUUUUGUUCUUUUUAUUUCAAUGAUAAAAAAAUUAAUAAAUCCAAAAAAACUGAUAAUGAAUAUGAAUUAAAUGAGGAAGCAUUAGAUGUUUUAAAAAGUAUAUUUGUUGCAUUAUAUAAUAGCUUAGAAUAUAUAAAUAUAAGCAAUUUGGUUAAUAUCAAUGAUAAAAAUUGUAUCUUUGAAUUAAUUAAAUUUUUUAUUGAAUUAAUUAAAAGGCCUUUAAUUCAUUCAGUUCAUAUAUUAUGUAUUAACUACUUAAUAAAAAUUGUGAAAAAGUGUUAUGAUUUUCGAUUUUAUUAUAAUAUAAAUGUAGAAUUGUACGAUAUUGGUCCGGAAGUAAAUAUUUUUGUUAAAAUUGUAAAUUUAAUUUUUGCUAAAAUUUUAUCUAUUUUUAAAGAUACAAAAAAUGAAGAAAAUAUAUAUUCUGCUGAAGAAAUUAAUAAUAUUAACAAUUUAAUUAUUUUAUUUUUUAAGAAUAUUCUAAAUAGUUGUAUUAGAAUUAUUAUACCUCAAGUAUUACUCAAUAAUAAAUUAAAAAAUAACUAUUUAUUAAUUAAUGAAAAGAAAAAUAAUACAGAGAAGAAAAAUAAAGAAGAAAUAAGUUUUGAAGAUCAAAUUGUUCUAAAUGCAUGUGAUCCUAUAUUCUCCUUUAUAGAAAUAUCGAUAAUUAAUCAUUGUGAUAAAUAUGAAAAAAAUAUGUUCAUAGAUUUAAUUAAAAUAUUAAUUAAAGAAUGCAGAAAAAUUGAAAAAAAACAUAAUAUAAUGGAAAUCAUAUGCGAUGAGUUUAUUCUAUUUAUCAAAGGAGAUGAUAAUAAGAAAAAAGAGAAAUUUUUAGAUAUAAAUUAUUUAAAAGUAAGAAAAAUUAAUAAGAAAAGAAUUGAUUCAAGUUUGUCAUUUAAUUUAUCGGAUGAAUAUAGCUCUUCAGUUUACUCUGAGACAGAAGAAGAAGAAAAAAAUGAUGAUGAAGAAGAAGUUGAAUGUGAUAAAGAAGAAGAUGAAGCAGAAAAUGCAUUAGAAAAAGAAAUAGAAGGAAAUGAAUUAAACAAAAAAGGAAAGGAAAAUGAAGAAGAGGAAAAAGAAGAUAUAGAAGAAAAUAAGAGAAUAAGGAAGAAAAUAAAGAAAAUAAAAUUCAUUAAUAAGAUAAAACAUAAAAGAAAGUGCAGUUUAAUUAUUGAUAACAAAAAAUAUCUAAUUACUUAUGAAUCAGUUAUGAUUAGAUAUUUAAAUUUAUUACUAAAAUACAUGAAUUGUGAAAGAUAUCAAAUAAGAAAUAUAAUACUUGAUCUAUUCUUAGCUUUAAUUAAAAAAAAAAAAACAAAUAAAAAUGAAUCAAUUUUUCACAAUUUAUUUAAGUUAUUUUUAGAAAGAUUAGAGGAUCCUAAUAUGAUUGUAAAAGCAAAAGCUCUAUCUAUUUUAGUAAUCUUAACUAAUAGAAAAUAUCAUGACAAUUCACUAAUACAUAAUUUUAUAUUUAAUAAAACUAAGGAAAAAAUAAAUAUGUAUAAAAUAAUAUCAUCAAAUGUAUAUAGUAAUAGGAGUAAUAUAAGAAAAUUAACUAUACAAUAUAUAGAAGCUAUAUUUGAAACAUUAAUAAAUAAAAAUUUAAAUUACAAAAUAUUUUUAAUUUUUAUUUCUAAUUAUAUUUAUUCAUUAUCAUUAGAUUCUAUGCCAUCUGUACGCAGACAAGUUUUAUUAACAGUUAAUAAUUUAUUUAUAAAUGCUAAUGCAAAUACUCAUAUAACUAAAAUAUGGUUAACUAUCAUUUUUUCAGCUAUAACUGAUAUAGAAGAAACAGUAAAAGAUGAAGCUAUUGGUAUAUUUUUAAAUACAUUUAUUAAACCAUCUUUUAAUUGCUCUAUUUUUAAUGUAAAAGAAAAAAGAAUUAAAGAGGUUUUAAAAAAAAAUAAUUUAUCAUAUUUUAAAAUAAGCGAAUAUCUAGAUAAGACAGAAGAAAAUUUUGUGAAUAACAAUAAUGGUUUUUCUGAUAGUAAAUUGAUCAAUGAAAUAACUAAUGUUUCUAAUAAUGUAACAAAUGUUGUAGAAACAAAACAUAAUAAUGACAAAAACUUAGCUUUAAAUAGGUUAAUGUGUGAUGAUAUCAAUAAUAGUGAUAGCAUUAAUUUUAUGAAAAAACCAUCAAUAAAAGAGAAAAACAAAAAUGUAAAAAAUAAUAUAGAAGAAUAUGAUAGAAAUAAUGAUGGUAUUUUACAUUUAAUAAACAUAUGGGAAUUAUAUUUUGAAAAAAAUAUAAAUAAUUAUUUUCUUACUCUUUUAAAAGUUAUGACUAAAUAUGAUUUACUACAUUUUAAUCUUCUUAUAUUUUGUUUAAAAAAAAAGAAAAAUAAUACUCUUGAAGAAUUUAUAAAUCUUUUGAAUUCUUUUAUUUAUAACCUGAGAUAUUUUUCAAUUAGAAUGUGGAAUACAUUUAUACUUGAUUUUAUAAUUGAACUAUCAAAACAUUAUCAAAAUAAAAUAAAUAUUGAAAAUAUUUUAUUUCUUUUAAGUAGAUGUUAUAAAAUUUAUCUUAUGAAUCUGAGUGUGCAAGAAGAUAAAAAAAAUAUAAAUAAUUUUGACAAUAAUAAUAAAGAAGAUAAUAAUGCAACAAAUGAUAAUAUAAAUGAAAAGGGAGAGCAUUUACAGAGAAUAGUAUCGAUUAGAGAUAUGUCAUUUAGUUGCAAUUUUAGGGAUGAAUUAUUAAAUGAUUAUAUUUUAAAUAAAGAUGAUUUAAUUGAUGAAAAAAAUAGUUGUUCUAGUGGAAUUUUAAAAAAUAUUAUGUUAAAACUAUUUACUAUAAUUUACAAUUUACUAGAUAAUAUCAACGAAUUGAGUGAUGAAUUUUUACAGAAAAUGGAAUAUAUGAUUUUUCAUUUCAAUUGCCCCUUGUGCUUCAUUUAUAUUAUUUUAAAUAUAUUAAUUAAAAAAAAAAAAAAUGUAAAUGAUUUCAUAGAAAAAUUAAAAAAUAAAAUAGUAUAUUUUUUUGAAAAUAUAGAAUCUUUUUCCUACAAUAAUGUUUUUUGUAACAUUUUAAUAACAUUUGUAUUUUUAAUAAAUCAUUUUAAAAAAUGUGAUACUUUUUUAACUUCAGUUUGUGAAAAAUUAAAAAAAAUUUAUGACAAUACAAGAAAUAAUGAUAUUAAUAAUAUUAUGAUAAAAAACUGUAUAUAUUUAACACAAAGUGUUUUACUAAUUGAUAAAGGCAUUAAUAUUAAAAAUGAUUUAUUUUCAAACAUUGAAAAAGAUUUGAAAAGUGGGAAUAUUUCUAUGAGUAUACUUAAUAAUUUAAUUAUAUUAAUAUAUUACAUGGUUAUUAAUUUUGGUAGUUCAUGUAAUAAAUUUGUCCUUAUUCUUUUACGUUUUUUCAAACAUGAAAAUUCUUUUAUUAGAUAUUUAUCUUUUUAUAUUAUAUCUAAACUAAUAUCAGAAGACUAUGUAAAAUUUAACAAUCAAUUUUUUUUUGCCUUUUUAUAUUUACUAGCUGAUAAGAAUGAAUUAAUAAGAAAACAGUCAUUAUCAGUUUUUAAGCAUAUUCUUUUAAUAUAUAAUAAGACUAACUUAAUAAACUACAUAAUAGAAUUUAUUUUUGUUUUAAAUAAUUUUUAUAAUUUCAAAUUAGGCAAGCAUUUAAGUAAUAUAGCAAAUAGUUUUGAAAUAAAAAAUAAAGAAGAUAGAUAUACAAUUUAUCGUUUUUUAUUAGAAAAUUUAACUAAUAGUGAAAAAUUUUCGUUGCAGCAAAAGUUAAUUAAUGAGUAUUUAAUUCAGUAUGUAUACAAUUAUGAUAAUUAUUAUUUUUCUGAUGAAAACUUAAACGAAAAAAAAAAUAUAAAAAGCAUUCUUCCUUUAAAUGAUGAAGAUAAUGAAGGAUCUGUCUUACAAGAUGUAUUAAAUAUAUUAUGUUCGAAAUUAAUGAAAAUAAAAAUUAAAAAAGAUUUUGCUAAAUUAGAAGAAAAAAAUAAAAACCUGAAAAUAAAAAAUGUAGAAAAUAGUGUAAAAGUAUUACAUGAUCUCAUGAAAAAUAUUUUAAAAAAGAAUACUCUUCCAAUAUUAUUAUCAUUGCGUGCAAUUAUGCUAAAAUCUAAAUCCUUUUUUUUUAAAUAUAUAAAUAACCUAGUAAUUUAUUUGUGCUUAGAUUACAAAGAUUCUUUAGAAGAUUUAAUAUCUGAAACACAUGUUAAAAAUGAAAUUAUAAGCGAUAUGCAAAAUUUUAUUUAUGUAGAUUUAAUUCAGUUGCAUACAGAACAAAGUGGUAUAUUUAAUAAAAAUAUUAAUAUCAAUUUUUUAGAAUUUUCAGAAAAAGAUAUAAAAGAUGACAAUAUAACAGAUAAUCAACUAGUUUAUGAAAAAGAUAGUUCAAGUGAUUAUGAUGAGGUUACUAAUGUUUUACAUGGAAUACAUGAUAGUGAUGAGAAAUCAAAGAAAAAAAAAAAAGCAUAA
Messenger RNA from Plasmodium relictum, 5097 nucleotides. RefSeq names its product conserved Plasmodium protein, unknown function. Gene Ontology annotation, cellular component: condensed chromosome, centromeric region. Gene Ontology annotation, molecular function: histone binding. The coding region runs from base 1 to 5097 and encodes 1698 amino acids. Gene Ontology annotation, biological process: mitotic chromosome condensation; meiotic chromosome condensation. The transcript is spliced from 5 exons. NCBI's taxonomy places the organism in Eukaryota, Apicomplexa, Aconoidasida, Haemosporida, Plasmodiidae. The record is from RefSeq and is a predicted model, not a curated record.